Molecule: messenger RNA, 681 nt
Organism: Acanthosepion pharaonis
Lineage: Eukaryota; Metazoa; Mollusca; Cephalopoda; Sepiida; Sepiidae
Source: the annotation of a GenBank genome assembly
AUGCGUUGUCCGGAUAGGAAGAUUGUGUUGCGCCAAUGUCUUAACUCUUCUUUUUUACCACUUGGCUCUCUUAACCCUUACACUUUCCUUAUUCCCUCCAUUUCCCUCACACAAGCCUCCCUCUUUGUAAUUUCUUCCUCUCAUUUGUUGUUCUCUCUCGAUUUCUAUUUAUUGUACUUCUUCAUCACUUUCUCACUUAUUAUCAUUCUUUCGUACAGCUCUCUUGUUCUCUCUCUCUCUCUCUCUCUCUCUCUCUCUCUCUCUCUCUCUCUCCUCCCUCUUUCUAAUUUCGUCCUCUCUCUUUCUGUUUAUUGUACUUCUUCAUCUCCUCCAUCCCACAGUUGUGACACUUCUGCACUCUUUUUCUUUCUCUCGCUCUUACACUCUUACGCUUUUACGUUCGUUAUUACUUUCAUUCAUCUCACAGAAGCCUCCCUCUUUGGAAUUUUUCCUCUCACCUGUUCCUCUCUCUCUCUGUUUCUAUUUAUUGUACUUCUUCAUCUCUUUCUCACUUAUUAUCAUUCUUUCGUUCUUGUUCUCUCUCUCUCUCUCUCUCUCUCUCUCUCUCUCUCUCUCUCUCUCUCUCUCUACCACAUUUUUCUCUCUUUCCCGUUGUCUCUCUUUCUUUUACUGGUAUUCAUUCUCAUUUCAUUAUUUUUGUUUCUCUUCUUAUCAACUUAA